Molecule: messenger RNA, 651 nt
Organism: Myotis brandtii (Brandt's bat)
Lineage: Eukaryota; Metazoa; Chordata; Mammalia; Chiroptera; Vespertilionidae
Exons: 4
Coding region: 1-651 (216 amino acids)
Source: RefSeq, a predicted model, not a curated record
AUGGAAUUUCAUGAAAGCCAGCAAAGUCAGAAAAAAAGUGUGAUGAAGAAAGUGAAGACCUUCGUCGGGAGGAUACUGUCAGCCCGGCACAGACACAAGCCAGCCGGUUCGGGCGCCACCAGCCCCCAGGAAGCCCUCCUUCCCCACCCGCAGAGCCUUCUUCCUGGAGGUGCCCAGGAGCUGCCGCCGCCCAGGCUCCGCUCCACACCGAGGACGAGAAAACUCCCACAGAAUGCUCUCCAACUCGACGUUGUAGAAGCAGAGACGGAGGAGAUCACCAGAGGAAGCACACUGCUCCGGGCCAGAACCACCCGGCGGCUGUCGGUGACAUCCCUCCCGGCGACAUCCCUCCCGGCAGGGCUGCACAAGUGUGCUGGCAUCUGGCGUGUCGUGCAUGCUGCGUGGGGAGCAAUCCCUGAGACAGGCUCUGCCCUGCAGACAUUCUUUGAGGAUGUGGAUGACCUCAUAGAAACAGUGACUGACAAGUCCAUGAAGUUACUGGCCCAAAGGCACGCUGAGCUUCAACAGUGCGAGUUUCUAGGAGACGAAAUUCUUCAGUCUUCUAAGCAGUUCCAGAGGAUUUCCAAGAGAACCAUGAGGAAGUAUAAAUUGAAGAAUGUGUGUUUCCCAUGUACCUGCUGCUGCUUCUGA